AUGGCGUGCGCCAGCCUGCACUCUCCUCUCCGACAGCUAGUUCGCGAUGCUGGGCGGGCUCGAGAAAUCCCUUCCUUCCUCCUCCCGGCUGUCUCACAGCGGUGGCUUUCUCGACAAAAUGCGACACUGGCAGCCUCAGCCAGACAGUCACGGAUUGGUCGCACACCCAUUACGGUCCCUCCCGAAGUAACGUUAAGAUUCUACGAUCUGCCGAGAGGAAACACUAGGAGCAGGAAGCCAGAUACACCUUCUACGGCGCUUGAGGUGACGGGGCCUUUGGGACAACUGACCGUCCCCAUCCCGCCAUACCUCAAGACUGAGCACGACGAGGUUUCGAAGAAGAUCAAUGUCAAUGUCAACGAUGCGUCAGAGGCACACCAGCGGGCUAUGUGGGGGACGAUGCGCGCUCUCAUACAAAACACUAUCUCAGGCGUUUCUGAAGGGCAUCUUUGCAUUCUGCGACUAGUCGGGGUUGGAUAUCGUGCCACCAUUGAAGAAACAGCACUUACAAAAACGCCAGAGUAUCCGGGUCAGAAAUUCGUGAAUUUGAAGCUGGGUUAUGCACACCCUGUCGAGAUGCCAGUGCCUCUAGGAGUCAAGGCGAGUGUGCCGCAGCCAACAAGAAUAUUGCUAGAGGGUUGCGACAAGCAGGUCGUCAAGCAAUUCGCAGCUGAGAUUCGACAGUGGAGGAAGCCCGAGCCGUACAAGGGCAAGGGCAUCUUUGUCAACGAUGAAACUAUACGGCUCAAGGCGAAGAAGAUCAAAUAA
Messenger RNA from Exophiala spinifera, 768 nucleotides. RefSeq lists its product as uncharacterized. NCBI's taxonomy places the organism in Eukaryota, Fungi, Ascomycota, Eurotiomycetes, Chaetothyriales, Herpotrichiellaceae. Gene Ontology annotation, biological process: translation. Bases 1 to 768 code for a protein of 255 amino acids. Gene Ontology annotation, molecular function: rRNA binding; structural constituent of ribosome. The record is from RefSeq and is a predicted model, not a curated record. The transcript is spliced from 3 exons. Gene Ontology annotation, cellular component: mitochondrial large ribosomal subunit; ribosome.